Adineta steineri is the source of this 981-nucleotide messenger RNA. The record is from the annotation of a GenBank genome assembly. Lineage: Eukaryota; Metazoa; Rotifera; Eurotatoria; Adinetida; Adinetidae.
AUGAAUAAUAAUCUAUCUUGUUUGGAAGAUUUACCUAAUGAAAUAUUAUGUGAUAUACUCAAAUAUCUCGAUGCUUCUGAUUUAUUUCAAGCCAUUCAUAAUCUUAAUAUUCGUUUCAAUGCAUUAAUUCGAUCACUUCAAUAUUUAUGUCUUACUCUUCUGAAAUUUCAUCCCUUCGAAACAAACUAUUACAAAAAUCUUAUGCCUAAUAUUUAUACUUUAAAAUUAGGUUAUAAAGCUAAUAUCAAUCUAAGUGAUUUUCCAAAUAUUCGUCGUUUAGAAUUAUUAGUACCAUCCUAUGAACAAUUAAAACAAUUGGAAUCGAAUGUUUGUUAUUAUUUAGAAUAUCUUUCAAUUGGUUAUAAACAUAUUCUAUUCUCUAAUGAAUUACCUAAUUUAUGUAAGAAAAUUUUUUCAAAUGGUUUUCCAUAUUUAAAAUCUUGUGAUUUAUUUGAACCAAAAACAAUCUACAUACCAUUAACUUCUAUUAAAUCAAUUGAACUACAUUUUUUAAGAGUUGAUCAUAUUACUUUUUCAACUUAUCAAACUAUAUUAUUAACAUGUCCAAACCUAUAUUUCUUACAAUUUACAAUCUAUUUUCCAUGGAAAGAAGCAUGUUUUAUAAAAGAACAUUUCAAUCUUCAACGUCUGAUUAUUAAAUUUGACGAUAUUGUUUCUUCAGAUAAUAAUUUUCAUAUUAAUGAUUAUAUAUCAUGUGUUCCAGCUUUAAAACAAUUAAUUAUAUAUCAAAUGAAUUAUGCAUUUAAUAUUAAAAAAUAUUUAAAAUAUGAUUGGUUUGCUUUAAUUAUUAAUCAACAUUUACCAUUACUUCAACAAUUUCAAUUUCAUUUAUCUUUUAUUGGUACAAAAAAAUCAUUUCAAUUCGAUAAUAAAUCUAUUCUUAAUCAUAUGAUCGAAAAUUUUAAAAAUAUACAUAAUAAUCGAUAUCGAUCAAAACUUAAUCUUAAUAUAUUGCAAUAA